UUUAUUUAAAGCAGGAGAAGAGGAGGGAGGAGCUGGAGCACAGGGAUCAGGAGAGACUCGCUAAUCUGAGGAGCGUCAUGGAGGAGCAGGCGAGGAAAGAUAAAGAGAGGGUGCAGUUCAGGGCCGACAUGCUGCAGCGGCGAGCGGAGGAGAGAGAGGCUCGGGAGCUUGAGCAUCAGAGAGAAGAAGAGGAGAAGCAGAAUCGUCUGGAAGCUCUCAGAAACCAGGUUGGGGUGGUGGCCGAGGCGGACCCAGAGAGGAUGAUGGCAGAUACUGAGGCUUGGAGGAGUCGCCUCUUGAAUGUAAAGGAGUGCGAGCUCCAGAGGCCUCUCUACAGUAUUAACACAUACACAGACAAACAGAUUGUGUCUGAUCCGAGAGUGCGGGUGGAGCAGGCGCUCCGGGAGGCCGGUCUGCACCAGAGCCCGUACGCCAAAGAGGUUCUGUCUGUCUUACAGCCCCCAAAACCUCCUCGCCGAGACACUGAGUCCGUGAUCAAAUUCUGACCAAGCACUUGAACAAAGUCGCACCAGACUAAACCUUCAGUGGUUAUAUAUAUGACAUUUCACUGAGUUGAAUGUGUUAGUAUAUUCACUGUUCACACAGUUGAGCUGUACAAGGUAAAACUGGCAGCUACAGUAUUGACCACCACACGACACAGUGCAAUUAACAUUGUUAACUUUUAUUGUUUUUAUUUAGUUUUAGACUCUACAGCACCCGUUGAGAAGUACAGUAUCACAGACUUUUUCUUAGUCAUAAUAAACAUAUAUAUCCAACACAUUGAAAUGACUUUCCUGCACAUUUAUCAAUGUUUAUUCACCUCUUAUGUCACAGUCCGUAAGUUCACAUUUGCAUAAACAAGCUUAUAUUGCACAAUCUUUACUCUGAGUAUUUAAUAACACGUUCAAAUUACAGGAAUGUCCCUUUACUCUUCUCAUAUUUUAAGUGAAAAUCACUAAGGAAUACAAGUGUUUCUCAUCUAAUGAGCAUAUAACAGGGAAAACAACUCUCUAAGAGACUACAAACCAAUAUGCAGAUUUUUAUUCCAAAUGUUCAAAUCAUCUGGAGUCAAACCAACUAGAGGAAAAUUCAAGAGUCAAGUAACUUAACUUCAUAUUUUAGCAUUUUUUUUAUAUUACAAAUAAAUCAUAGAAAUCUUAAUAGUUUAUAAAAUAAGUGUCUAAUACACAUAUUAACAUGUUAUACAGUACAGUUUAUACAUUAAUAUAUACAUAUCCACAUGUCAGUCAAAGCUAUGUACAUGUUAGGGGAAUGCUGGGGUUGGGAGGGGGGAGGCAGACGUCUCAGACGAUGAGUCCCAGGCGUUUCUUGAUGAAGUGGGACACUAAGACUUGAGGUCUCUGCUGGUACUCCGUCAGCACAUCAUGAGUGGAGGUGAUCUGGUCUCCAUCGAAGCGGUUCAGCAAC
Pleuronectes platessa (European plaice) is the source of this 1428-nucleotide messenger RNA. RefSeq names its product coiled-coil domain-containing protein 148. The transcript has 4 exons. Bases 78 to 506 code for a protein of 142 amino acids. Lineage: Eukaryota; Metazoa; Chordata; Actinopteri; Pleuronectiformes; Pleuronectidae. The record is from RefSeq and is a predicted model, not a curated record.